CGGCCAUGUUUCUGCCUUCAGGCUGAAAUGGUCGAUGUGGCGUCACGGCGAACAUUGCCGUCAGAAAACGAGGUUCAUGUGGCCAGAAAUGUUCUCUCCAAGAUCUUACGCAGCUCCAUGAGGAAGAACCGCUUCAGGGGGAAAAAUGAUCCGGGCGUCCGGCCCCAUUCCUGGCACUCCUCCAAGCUGACAGAAGAGGAGUCUGAGCCCGCCGGGUCCCAGGCUGCCGCAGCGCCACUCUGGCAGCCAAAACAUGAAGCCAGGUCCAAAGAGUCAACUAAGACUGAGAAGACUCAACACAGCAAUCAGCUCGGCUCAGUGAGCAGCAUGGAGAGACUGGCGCGUCCUUCCCAUCCGUACCCGCCGGGUCGUCUUUCUCCGCCUCCAUACAUGGACGGUUCUGAAGCCUUUUCUGGAUCAGGAGCUAAAAGAGACUCCGCCUUCAGCUGCUUCUCUGGCAGCUCCAGUCCUCCUGUUCUCCGUUCCAGCAUGUCUGGAGGGAAAGGUGCCAGUACUGAAAACAUUUUCUUUAAGGGUCUUCAGAGUGAAGGACCUCAGCAGAAUGAACCACACAGAUUCCUGCAGCCAACUCUCGGGACCGGAGGCUGGCAGGGGCCACAGGGCGAGGAGCAGCCGGUGUCUUGGGUUUCUGCUCCGGGCGGAGCCGGUGUCAGCCCAGUGUGGCAGGUACCAGAGAAGAAAAAAUCCCAGUCCCCUCCUCCUCCACCACUGCCUCUGCGCAGUGACAGCUUUGCUGCAACCAAGGUGUUUCCAUUCUCUGAAGGUCCGACAGACAACUCUUUUGAAAAGCCGACAGAAAACAACCAGAACUCUCUCCGAUUUCAGAACCAGCUGCACCCCAACAAACUCUUCUCCUUGUCCAGCAGUGAUGUCAGCCAGCUGCGUUAUGCCCAGUCUCCUGCCCACCACAGGCAAUGCAGUGAUGAAAGCCCCUUCUACCUUCAGACCAGGAAGGCUCCACCAACUAAGACUCAAAGUGUUGGGAGUUACUAUCGGAGCCUCCAAGAUCUGCCCUCUAAUGCCUUUAGUCGAAAACACACUCUGCACUCCAUGGCAGCCAUGACAGGACAGGACAACGGAGGGCACAGCCGACACCUUGGCCCUUCAGGUAACCAUCCAAUGCAGACUGGCGAGUUCAAGGCCAGACAGAGUAAAGCUGGGGGAUGGAGAGGAGAAACAGAGAAAUCCCAACAGAUGAACAGUAGCGAGUCAGGUUUCCACAGCUCCCUAAAGGCAAAUGUUAAGGCCAAACACCCGACACCUCAGGCCCAGAUACCUCACUGUGAAAAUCAAGACCAAAAUGGGGAUGGUGUGUACUACGAAACGUCUCUUCAAAGCACAGAAGAACCUUCAAAGAGAGCUAGUGAUGAGAUGAAGAGACUCCUUCAUCAGAGUAUUGAUUAUAAGGUUGGUCUUUCAAGACACCAAGACCUGUGGAUGCCUCAAGAAGAUCACAGAAUAUCAAAUCUGAAAACUCCCCUUCUCCACUUCCUGGCUCAAGAGAGUCGGACGUUGGCAGAGAGGCAAGCAGCAGUUGCUACUACAUCUCUGAUUUCCACCCAGGAUGUCUGUGAAACCACAACCAACAGCAGUGUGAAAGCAAGUCGUCGCAGUGACCGCUAUGCCACCACCCUUCGUAAGGAGAUCCAGCAGAAGAGAGCCCAGCUGCAGAAGAGCCGAAGCGCUGCAACCCUGAUGUACGAGGCUGAGGAAGAUGAUGAAGAAGAGUGGAGGUCCAUGGAAGCCACUGCUUCCUCAAAUACCUACAAGGACCAUUUAAAAGAGGCCCAGGCGAGAGUCCUUCAGGCCACCUCCUUCCAGAGACGAGACCUCGAGCCUCUGGGGCCAGAGGCACCUGUUCUUAAAGCACCCUAUGGGCGAAUCAGGGGACGUAGGCGAUUCCAUCCGGCCAAGAGGACACAUUCCUUCUCAGAGCCAGACAAGAUAGACAAAGUGGGAGUGGAUGGAGAACCCCAAAGCGGCUCAGAGCAACAGAGAAAGUUCUUUGAGACCAAACCUUGGUUUCCCAGGCCUGUGCUGAAGUCAGGUCAUGGUUCAAACCUUAACCCAAGCCAAGAUGACACAAGCAAGUCAGGAGAGACCUUUCCUUCUGGAGACAGUGAUCAGUCUCAACCACACACAGACGAGCAGAGUCCUGGAGAAAAGCAGGUUUUACUGGAACAGCAGAGACUGGGUACCUUCGCUGAAUACCAGGUCACCUGGAACAAGCAGAAAAAGCCUCCUGAUGCCAAAACACAAGGGCGAUGCCACUCAGCGGAAAACAUUCUAGAUGCUACUGCAGAAGAGAAAGGUGUUUGCAUUCAUGAGAGAUCCAGAUCUUCACCUUCUGCAGACUUCUACACACAGAAGAUUUCCUCUCAUUGGAGAGAUUCUCAAACACAGGAGAGCAGGUCGGCCACCAGAGAGACGGUAGGGUCACCGGACCGCGGCCCAGUACCCAGAACCGCGGGGGUUUUCCCAGGCGCUGCCGACCACAGAACCGAACCCAACCCGACCGGUUCCUCCCUCUCCUCCGGCACCAUCGGCCCAAACUCUGAGCCCGGGCCGCCGCCCGGUCAUUUAGGACCAGAACCCACAUCCUCCUCAGGGGAACUCCCCGUCUGCGGCCAGCCGGACCGGACCGGUUCUGCCGGUGCCGCCCAGUCCAUCUGCCCUCUGCAGCCGGACCCGACCCGGUCUCCCUCGCCUCGGUUGGCUCCUGUCAAACCGCAGGAUGAGCCGCAGCUCAGGUCAGAAUCAGAACCACAGAACCCAGCAGCGAUGGAGGCGAGCGGCCCGGUGAGAACGGUUCCGGUCCGGAUCGUCCACAGCGAAGGCGGCGCGCACCGGCGGGGUCAGCUGCCGCAGAGUGCCAAGUCCGGCAGCCCGUCUUCUCCGCCUGCAGAGCUGGCAUAUCCGUUCAGCACCUGCAACCGGCAGGAACCGGAACCCGGCCAGGAACCCCACGGAGCCCGGACCCUGGAGGAAGACGCCAAGAGAGACGAGCUGGCAAGGGACAUCAUGGGCAGGGACAAGUCUCUGGUGGACAUCCUGGACCAGAGCGGCAGGAGGACCACCAUGGACCUGAUGGAGGGGCUGUUUGCCCCGGACCCGGUCCUGGAGGCAGUCCAGCUGCGCAGGAGGCCGUCCGCCGGAUCCAGGCCGCCAGGCACCAGCAGGAGAGAAGAGGAGGACGUUCCUGUCUCCGCCUCUCUGGUCCCAAGCUCCUCCUACUACAACACAUCGGCUCCCAAAGCUGAGCUGCUCAUCAAGAUGAAGGACAUGCAGGAGCAGCUGGACGAGCAGGACUCCGAGGACGAGCUGGACGUCGAUCUGGCCAGUAAAAAGCAAGAGCUGAUGUCCAGCCUGGCCAGGAAGCUGGCGGUGCUGCGGGAGGCGCGGCAGAGCCUGGCGGAAGACGUGGAGGAAAACGAGGCGCUGGGCCGGCAGGUGGACGCCACCGUCCGGCGCCUCUGCCGGCCCAAUCAGAUCGACAGGUUCCGCAUGUUUGUGGGUGACCUGGACAAGGUGGUGAGCCUGCUGCUGUCGCUGUCGGGUCGUCUCGCCCGGGUGGAGAACGCCCUCAACAGCCUGGAGGACGGAGCGCCAGCAGACGAGAAGCGAACGCUGACCGAGAAGCGGAAGCUGCUGAUGAGGCAGCAUGAAGACGCCAAGGAGCUGAAGGAGAACCUGGACCGCAGAGAGCAGCUGGUGUUCGCCAUCAUGGAGGCUCACCUGGACGCCGAGAACCUGGACGACUAUCGCCACUUCGUCAAGAUGAAGUCUGCGCUAGUCAUCGAGCAGCGGAAGCUGGACGACAAAAUCAAGCUGGGCGAGGAGCAGCUCAAGUGCCUGACAGAGAGUCUGCCACCGGAGCAGAGGCCGCCACUCACACGUUGAAACCAUGACACCCGACCAUGAGGCCCGACGUGGGAAAACCUCAUCGUGAGGAAAUCUGUUUUUGAGUUUCUCAGUUCCGACUCUCCAGACGAUUUUGUUGUUCAGCUUCAAAAAUUCUGACAAAAACAGAAAUGCUGCUUUGGAACUGAGUGACUUCAUUUUUCCAGAAGCUGGAAGUCUAACAGGAAGAGACCUGGUCCUGGUUCUGGUCCUUUCCUUCUAGGUCCGGUAGACCCGGUUCUGGAGAACAGCUUGGUUGUCGUGUUUCUGCCGAAAGCCAAGUCCUGAUUUAUCUCCAGCUGAUUUAAUACUGAAAUCAUAUUUUCUAGUAACUUACUGUAGUUUUGGUGUCAUUUAUUCUCAUCGUUUUUAUUUAAGCUGAACAGAGAAAUCACUUUUCAAAGGUUCCCAUCAUGUAACAUUCCCAAGUCUCUUAUUUUGGAGUGAAGCUGAAGUUCCUGGACGCUAAUCCCAAACUGAAGGAGCUUCAACACGUUUCCUCCUGGGAAUAUAAUCUGAGGUUGUCUGGCAGCUGAGAUUUUUAUCCUGUUUAGCUGCAGGAUCCCAUCAGACCGUCAGUUCCCCAAACAGAGUGAAAAACUGCUCGGGUCCAGUUUUAAGACUAAAAUCUGAAAAGUGUGGUGUGCAUUUGUGUUUACCUCUAAAUAAACACACUGCUUUAAUAAAACGGUCAAGUUGUUUUUUCUUAAAUAUUUUAUUGAAAAAAAGAGAAACAGUUCAUUUCCAGAAUUUCAAACCAUCUGCAUCGUGGUUGAUGAUGAGGAUGAUGAGGACGAGCCUGGAGGGGGGCGGAACCGUUUCCAACCCCACCUGGGAGAAGCGAGUGGCAGUGGAGAGAGAGGGUCUCCCAGAUUACACAGCCAGCCUCUUCAUCCUCAUUCAGAGGAAGCAUUUCCAUCAUCAGAGUUUAAAACGACAAGCUUAAAUAGAAAAUCUGAUUCCAGAAGCUGGAACUGAAGACAUGUAGCAUUCCGGCGCGCUAACGCUAAAGAUGAAAACAUGAUCCGAGUUUAAAUCAGUAAUUUCACUGAAAGCUCGACCCGCAGAAACCGGUCAGAGUGAGACCUCUCUAUCAGAGACGGGCCGAGUUGCUGCUGAUCGCUUGAAAACCACCAGCUCCCCCUAGUGGCCACUUAGCGAACUGCAGCCGCUUCAGCUUCUGUCCUCCCCGAAAACAGAUCAGCUGAUUCUUACUUCAAUAAAAUCCAAAUCAGAAAAAAAGGA
Messenger RNA from Xiphophorus couchianus (Monterrey platyfish), 5166 nucleotides. Its product is annotated as protein Shroom2-like. The transcript has 10 exons. Gene Ontology annotation, molecular function: actin filament binding. Lineage: Eukaryota; Metazoa; Chordata; Actinopteri; Cyprinodontiformes; Poeciliidae. The record is from RefSeq and is a predicted model, not a curated record. The annotation marks the transcript as partial. Gene Ontology annotation, biological process: actin filament organization. Gene Ontology annotation, cellular component: apical plasma membrane; apical junction complex; adherens junction.